Molecule: messenger RNA, 1635 nt
Organism: Plenodomus lingam JN3
Lineage: Eukaryota; Fungi; Ascomycota; Dothideomycetes; Pleosporales; Leptosphaeriaceae
Molecular function (GO): hydrolase activity, acting on carbon-nitrogen (but not peptide) bonds
Source: RefSeq, a predicted model, not a curated record
AUGUCCCGGAUCUCGGCUCCUACUAUCUUCACCAAUGCUCGCAUCUUCCAAGGCGAUACAUCCACCGCAGAAGCAGACUUCCAAUCUUCACUUGUCAUACAGAAUGGCAAAAUCACUUUUGUCGGCCAUGCCGAAGCGCCUGAGAUUACAUCCCUCCUCAACUCAGGGAUUCCGUCCCAAGACCUGAAUGGGAAAUUUAUCCUUCCGGGCUUCAUUGAUGCACACAUGCAUUUUCUCAUGCUAGGCCAAUCGCUGCAUAAAGUCGAUUUGGACCACGCAAAAGAUCUCGAGGAGAUUCGAGCGCGCAUUACCAAGUAUGCGAAAGAGAAUCCAGACAAGCAGCGCAUACUAUGCAAAGGUUGGAUGCAUAGCAUGACUAAUGGCGAGGCGAAAGCCAGUAUGCUAGAUGAUCUGGAUCCAAGGCCAAUAUAUAUUGACUCCAAGGACAUCCAUUCCUGCUGGUGUAAUACCGCGGCGCUAGAAGAGAUGAAAGUCCAAGAUAUGAAAGACCCCGCAGGUGGUACCAUUGAGCGCGAUGCAUCUGGCAAGGCAUCAGGACUCUUGAGUGAGGCUUGUGUCUUGUUGAUUGUCUGGCCGCAUCUCGCCAAGGUACUUCCAGUGGAGGAAAAGAUGGCGGCACUGAGAUCUGCAAUCAAGGCGUAUCACGAGGCUGGCUGCACGGGGUGUAUCGAUAUGGCAAUGGAUGAGAAUGCGUGGGAAGCAAUUCUUGCACUACAAAACGAUGAGGGAGGGCAUCUUCCACUUCGAAUAGCUGCACACUGGUGCAUACUUCCCGGAGACGGGGAGGCACAUCGAUUACAGCAAGUGGACCGCGCUAUUGAAUUAAGCCGGAAAUUCAACAGCGAGACCAGUCCAGACUUGAGAAUCGUUGGUAUCAAAAUCAUCUGUGAUGGAGUCAUUGACGCUUGUACUGCUGCCCUGGCCGAGCCCUACACUUCAAAUGGCCACUUUGAAGGCCCAAUCUGGACACCCGAGAUGCUGGACCCCGUAGUAAAAAAGACAUGCGAAGCCGGCCUACAGUGCGCCCUUCAUGCCAUUGGCGACCAAGCAGCCCACAACGCCGUCAACGUGCUGGAAAAGUACGGAAAACCAGGCCAACGACACCGCAUCGAGCAUCUCGAACUCACUGCGCCAGAAGAUGCGAAGAGGCUCGGCCAACUGGGCAUCACAGCUAGUAUCCAGCCCGUCCACUCCGAUCCAGCGAUACUACGUGCGUGGCCUAGACUCCUUGGCCCCGAGCGCGUCAAGCGUGCCUUUGCGUACUCUGAAUUCGCAGACCACGGUGCGCCUUUGGCUAUUGGUUCCGACACUCCAACUGCACCCUACGCACCACUUCCCAAUCUCUACGUAGCGACAACCCGCAAGUCAGCACGACAGCCGCAGGCUGGUGACGAGCCUGUCAAUGCGAACUUUCGCUUAGAGUUGACGCAGGCUGUGAGUGCGGUCACCAAGGGCGCGGCUGUUUCUUGUUUCGCAGAGGAGCGUAUGGGCAGCUUGGAGGUGGGUAUGCUUGCGGACUUUUGUAUCGUGGAUAUGCGGUGGAAGGAUGACGAGUUGUUGCAGGCCAAGGUGGUGGAGACGUGGUUUGCGGGUCAAAGAGUGUUUUCGGCGUGA